Messenger RNA from Geodia barretti, 1468 nucleotides. Lineage: Eukaryota; Metazoa; Porifera; Demospongiae; Tetractinellida; Geodiidae. The record is from the annotation of a GenBank genome assembly.
UCGACGCCCACGCAAUGAAAGGCACUGAAGUGCUAAACCCUCCGCGUACGUGGAGUCCCACAGUGGGGCUAUGACGCCAAUACACGUUUCUCAAGCAUAAUAUGUGUGGUCAGGGUUUAUACGUCAUGUGGACAGGCCGUUGGUUUGUGAUUGAUCCGCACACGCGCGCAUUCAUCACGCACGCGGUUCGUGGCGCACCACAUGCGCAUUGUCAUGUCUCGCUCUCUCCCGGUCCUCUGCCUCCUCGCUCGCACUAACCGCCGGCUCGCUUACCACCCGUCGAUCGAGCAUUGCUCGCUGGAACCGUAGGCAGCGUUCGGUAUUCUCGCUAUAUCCUCCGCAAUGUGCCUGACGGCAAAAGCGGUCGAGGUAAGCCAUGGUGAUGUAUAUACUCAUUAGCAUAUUGGCUUUUUCACGCCAUAACUUUUGAACGCGGUACUUUUACGAAAAUCGCCAGUUUUCAAAUGAAGCCAGUGUAGCGAUGAACCCGUUGGUGUCGCUUUUUGGCCUGUUUGUUGCGCGUGGUGGCAGAAAACGUGGUAACAGACAGACAGACACGGAGAACGACUACCGUAUAACCCUCGCUGCGCAUGCGCGCCGCCGAGGGUUAAUAAGGGCGAAUCUUAAAACACACAUGUGCAUGACUGCAGCUGAAUGCACAAUAUCAAGUGCACAAAACCAAGGCUGAUUGGCACAUCACACCAAGUGUUUAUCAGAAACCCUAAAAGGGUCAGGGAGUGUAUGUGUUUGUGUUGAGGGUAAUUUUCCUGUUGUAAAGUGAUUAAUGACUAAUUGGCAUUGACUUGUUUAUAUCAAUGCAGUUUAGUGGUUGGAAACCUCUUUCUUUUCUUGUUCCUGUAUUUUUUGGAUAACAAUGACGACAAUCGCUGUAUUGGUACAAAUGUGAAUUAUUACAUGUUUGCUGGGUUAACUGUGCUGGCUAUUGCUGGAGUGCUGGUAUUCAUCCUUAUCACACCCGUAAAAAGACCGGCAACUGGCUAUACCCAAUUGGAUCAUAGCCACCCUAAAGGUGUACUACAACGUAUGGGAACAGCAAUACGGAUGCUGUGCAGUGUUUAUCACCAAGACAUGCUACUACUUAGCAUCUGUUUUAUAUAUACCGGCUAUGAAACUUAACUUUUGGAGUGGAGUAUAUGGUACAAUAAUUGGAAAUACAUUCUCAUACUACACAAUUGGACUGGCUGGGUUGUUUAUUGGCCUUGGAGAGAUAAUUGGUGGAGGAAUUUUUGGUGUGUUGGGGAACUACACUAACCGCUGGGGUAGAGAUCCAGUGGUCUUACUCGGGAUGCUUACCCAUUUUGUCAGCUUCCUUCUGAUUUUCUACAAUUUGCCUGAUGCUGCCAUUCAUGGAUAUGUUGAUGAUGCAUAUGGUCAGCUAUUUCACCCUUCAAGCUUAUACAUUGCAAUGGUUUGUGCCUUUCUUCUGGGAUUUGGAGAUGCCUGCUAC